AUGCCUUGCAUCAUGGGUGUCUUGAAAGCAUGGUGGAAUUCGAUAUUAGCAAAGAAAUUGCAAUCGUGCAUAGUGUCCACACCUUGGUUUAUGCCUACUUGCAUCGUGUCUUGUCAGCAGCUCGCACCGAGUGCAGUUUCCUGGCUGAAAGCCGAAGAGUGCGUGUGCAUAUGCAUGCUGCAAGCAGCCCGCAUAUCUGCCCUUGGCAGAAUUACCAGCUCCCCGCUGCCUUCUAUUCAGUAUACCCUCCUUUUCGCCUCUACUUACGCUCCUUCUAAUCCAACCUUCGUUGCUAUUGAGCAUGAAACCACUGCUGAGGCUCUUGCUAUUGGCGACUCAAACCCGGCUCUGUUUUCCAAGCGUGAUACCAGCGCGUGUCCUGGCUACAAGGUUGUCUAUAAGCAAGACACUGCGACUGGAUUCGCUGCAUCACUCACGCUCGCCGGCACGCCCUGCAAUGUCUAUGGCAAGGACAUCAGCGACCUGAAGCUCGAUGUGCGCUACGAUUCAAAAAACCGCCUCCAAGUACAUGUGCAGGACACUGCUGGCAAGCAGUUCCAGAUCCCCAGCUCAGCCCAUGCUUUGAACAAUGGCCCCGGCGUCAGCAGCAGUGGCAGCAGCUUAAAGUUCAACUACUUCCAGGACCCCAAGAACGGCUUUGGCUUCAAGGUGUCGCGCGGCAAGGACACGAUUUUCGAUACCACCGGACACCCGCUGAUCUUUGAGGAUCAGUACAUCGAAGUGACGUCCAAUCUGCCCAGAGAUGCUAACAUCUACGGUAUCGGCGAGACGCCCGACUGGUUCCGGCGCAGUACAACCAACAACACUAAAACUCUAUGGGCCCAUGAAGCCUCUUCCAUCCUUGGCCAGAACGUCUAUGGCUCGCAUUCGAUCCACAUGGAGCUGCGCAAUAACAAGUUCCACGGCGCUUACCUGCACAACUCGCACGGCAUGGAUAUAGUGCUUGAUAACAAUGCAAUCCAGUACCGGGUGCUGGGCGGAACCGCCGACUUUUACUUCUUCAAUGGGCCGACGGCACUUGAUGUCAUUGACCAGUACACCGAUCUAGUUGGUCGUCCAGGCCGCAUUCCGUACUGGGCACUGGGAUUCCACAAUUGCCACUAUGGGUAUGCAAAUGUCUGGGAAGUAGAAGAGGUUGUGGCCAAUUACUCCAAGGCCAAUAUUCCGCUCGAAUCGCAGUGGGCAGAUAUUGACUACAAAGACAGAUUCCUCGAGUUCACCUUCAGCCCCACAAACUUCCCGCUCAGUGAGAUGCAGCGGUUUAUUGGGCAGCUCCAUGGAAAUAACCAGAAAAUGGUGCUCAUCACCCACCCAUCGGUUCAUCGCAAUUCUUCUUAUGGACCCUAUGCGCGCGGCAAGGCACAGGAUGUAUUCAUCAAGAACCCCGAUGGGUCGGACUAUGUUAGCCAAGCUUGGCCGGGGUAUGUCCUGUUCCCCGACUGGUUCUCCGCUAAUGCCAAUGACUGGUGGGCAGGCGAGAUCGCACGCUUCCUUGAUCAGCUUCCACUGGAUGGCCUCUGGUUAGAUAUGAACGAAGCGUCUGCCUUUUGCACUGGUAGCUGUGGCUCUGGUAUCCCUGAGGAGGUGAUCCCACCAUUCCCCUUUGACCUUGACCCUCCUCCUCCUCACCGCCCGCUCAACACCAGCAAUACACUUUUGGUGCCGCCAUACGCAAUUCACAACCGUGAGAUUGAGCUUUCGGAUGUGACCAUCGAGACAACAGCUGUUCACGCCAACGGCGCGACCGAGUACAGCACGCACAACCUCUUCAGCUACAUGCAUGCCAAGGCUUCACACAAUGCCCUGCUGAAGUACCGGCCCAACCAGCGCCCAUUCCUGCUCAGUCCUGGAACAAGGCCUGGUUCGGGCGCCUUUACUGGCCACUGGACUGGUGAUAAUGCGGCUACCUUUAAGGACUUGCAUAUCACUAUUGCGUCUAUGCUCGACUUUGGCAUAUUUGGUAUCCCGAUGAUCGGCUCCGAUAUCUGCGGCUUCUCUGGAGAUACCACCGAGGAGCUGUGUGCGCGUUGGGCCGAGGGUCGUUGCCACACGAAUUAUAUCGCUGGGAGUCCGUGGCCGAGGCUAGCCGUCGUGCCCUGGGCAUCCGGAUACACUCUGCUGCCGUACUUCUACACUGCAAACCAAUAUGCUGUCGAGAAGGGCUGGCCGAUUGCCCGUCCCCUUGUGUUUGAGUUCCCAAGCGCCUCGCAGACUGUCGGCAUCGACACGCAGUUCCUUAUUGGUGACGGCGUUCUGAUUUCCCCGGUCCUAACUGAGGGCGCCACCACUGUUGACGCCUUCUUCCCUGCUGGUGUCUGGUACGACUGGUACAACUACAAGGCCAUCUGGGCGUCCAGCAAUGUUGUGAAGCUUGAUGCCCCACUUGAGCACGUCAACGUGCACAUUCGCGGCGGCAAGAUCAUCCCGGCCCAGGUUCCAGCCAUGACCACGGCUGAGUCGCGCAAGGGUUCGGCUGAGGGCAAGCUGUACUGGGACGAUGGUGAGACCCUGAGCACCGCACACAGGUGGGUCAGCUUUGCCUAUCAUGACUACAACCUGGCCAUUAGCUCGACUAGUGGCAGCUACACGGUGUCACCUCCCCUGACCAAGAUUGUCCUGCUGGGUGUUGGCGGUGUCACGUCUGUCAAGGCCAACGGAGUUUCGGUUAAGGCUAAAUUCACUACACAGAACAACAGCACAGUCAUCGAGGGGCUGAAAAUCAGCCUCAGUGCCAACACCAAGAUCAGGUUUGCUUAAAUACGUGUCUCAAAUAAUUACAUUCCGUCACGCUUGCUAUCCUGAUGCUGUAAAAGCUGCUACACAUGGCAAACCGAUUGCCUUCAAUCUUACAAACAUCAUAACUAUGCCGGUGUAAAUCGCAAUAAUAAGAAAACAACGCGUG
This is a messenger RNA of Linderina pennispora, 2923 nucleotides long. RefSeq lists its product as uncharacterized. NCBI's taxonomy places the organism in Eukaryota, Fungi, Kickxellomycota, Kickxellomycetes, Kickxellales, Kickxellaceae. The record is from RefSeq and is a predicted model, not a curated record. Gene Ontology annotation, biological process: carbohydrate metabolic process. Gene Ontology annotation, molecular function: carbohydrate binding; hydrolase activity, hydrolyzing O-glycosyl compounds. The transcript has 7 exons. The coding region runs from base 1 to 2778 and encodes 925 amino acids.